Molecule: messenger RNA, 1496 nt
Organism: Nelumbo nucifera (sacred lotus)
Lineage: Eukaryota; Viridiplantae; Streptophyta; Magnoliopsida; Proteales; Nelumbonaceae
Source: RefSeq, a predicted model, not a curated record
UCACAGAAGAGCAGAUAGAUCGUUCGAGAGAGAAAGUGUGUCAGUGUAAGUAUCCCUUCCAGGCUCCAGCCUCCUACUUAACAAAAGCAAGUGCAAGUACCCACUCUUGCAUUUCUUUCGUUCUUCCCGUUUUCUUUUGUUUCUCAUCUCAGGUCUCAACCUACGUCCUACACCCAAGACCCCAGAUGGAGAGCUUCAACUUGCUGCUCAUCUCUCUCAUCGUCCUUGUUCCUUCCGUUGUCUGUGCUUCUUCUUACAAAAUUCCGGCCAUAUACACGUUUGGAGACUCCAUCUUAGACGCUGGAAACAACCGUUUCAAUAAGAACUGCAGCGCUCAAGCUGAUUUCCCCCCUUAUGGCUCCAGUUUCUUCCACCAACCCACUGGAAGAUUCACCAAUGGUAGAACUGUCGUCGACUUUCUCUCUCAGUUCCUUGGUAUUGAUAUCCAAGAACCGUACCUGGAGGCAGAAAUGGGAGUUGCUAAUGGCAGUCGAAAGGCUUAUCCGUCCAACGGCAUCAACUUUGCCAGUGGCGGAAGUGGUGUUUUGCCGCAAACUAACAAGGAUUUGGGGGUAAUUCCUAUCCAAGAUCAGGUACAACAGUUCCAGACAUUAGUGAAUGAAAACAAACUUGAUAAGAAACUUGUUCAAAAAUCACUCUUCCUCUUUGAGUCGGGGAGCAAUGACAUCUUCAACUACUAUAACCCAUUCACUGGACCUACAAAUCUUGAUCCUGAAGCCUAUGUGCAAGCUAUGCUGACACAAGUCAAACAGUUCAUUGAUCAAAUUUACAGUCUUGGUGCUCGACGAAUUGUCAUCAUCGCUCUAGGACCUGUUGGCUGUGUUCCGGCGAGGAUGCUGCUGCCUGGAGGGCGGACUGAUCGAUGCUUCGGCAGGAUAAACCAUAUAGUUAAGAAAUACAAUGCCGGCCUGGAAGGCUUGGUUAAGGACACGCCUAUCACACACCCUGGUGCAAUUGGUGUUUAUGGAGAAGUAUAUAAAGCUGUUCAGGAAUUUCGCUCAAUGCCCAAGCGUUAUGGAUUUUUUAACAUUACUGGUGCUUGUUGUGGCGAUGGAACUCUUCGAGGGUUGGUGCAAUGUGGAAAGGACAGUUAUAAAGUGUGUGAAAACCCUAAUCAGUUCUUGUUUUGGGAUUUCUUCCAUCCAUCAGAGCAUACUUAUGAACUUGUCAGUAAGGCUUUAUGGGCUGGGAAGCAGUCGCGGGUCAGGCCUAUCAAUUUGAGGACACUGGCUAGCAUCAGUGUUUAGUUCAUCCUCAGCUGAAGGGGGUGACUGCAACCAUUAGUGUAUCUUAAAACAGUGAAUAAUUCAUAAUUUCUUAUCCUAGUAGAAUAAGCAGUUUAAUUAGUUUCUUAUAUAAGGCUUGUUUCGUCAUGUAAUGAAGACUAUCAUGUAGAUAGCCAUGUUCACCCCAAUGUAGAAAGGAGGUAUCUGUUAAUGAAGUUAAUAUAAUUAGGCUCUGUUCAUUUUUGAUAA